GCUGCCAUGGCUCACGGCAGCCCCGUGCCUGAGCUGUACAAGUCCAUCAUCGAAGAUGUAAUUGAAGGUGUGCGGGAGCUCUUUGCAGAGGAGGGUGUAGAGGAGCAGGUUCUGAAAGACUUGAAACAGCUUUGGGAAAUGAAGGUGACGCAGUCUAGAGCAACAGAAGGCUUCUUCAAACACAGCCACUGCUCUCCACGGUUCAGCCUGCAGCUGCCACACAGCUCUCACAGCCUUUUGCAGACUUCAGCAGCUUCUUAUGUCAUCCAAGCUGGCAGAGGCUUUCAGCAUUUCACAGCAGCAAAACUGGGCCCCCCACGAGUGGGUGUGACUCUUGCUCUCCCUUCGUGUGUGGCUUACCCUUUGCAGAUGCCAGCUGGGGUGAUGCUGCAGCCAGCACCAGGGCAGCUUUACAAGGUGAAUGUGCCUGUUGUGGUCACACAGGCCUCGGGAGAUGGAAGCCUUCUCCACUACCCUGUGCAGCAGAUGUUUCAUCCCCUUGGGCAAGCUUCAGUUCUGCAGGCCAGCCUGGCCAGUGUCACACAGCUGAGUGCAUCUGCUGCCCAUGCAGCUGGGGAAACACUGCAGCCCCAGGAGGCUGCUCUCCAACAGGCUGUGCUGUUUAAACCCAGCUAUGUGGAAAAACAACACCUGGAGAACUCUGCUCCCUUGGUCCAGCAGCCUUCUGUGAGUCUGCAGGAAUAUGAAAUUAAUGCAGUGUUGAAUCAGUGCAGUGAAUCCACAGAAAAAUUCCAGAAUGACAGCCUUCACACAGCUGUGUUUACUCCAGAAUGCUCUGAAGGACUUUUUAUUGAUGAAUCCUUGGCAAGCAGCUCGAGCAGCGUCCUGCUGGAUGUGGAGGGGCAGCUGGACAUGGAGCACCCGGAGCUGCUGCAGCAGCAGGUGUCUGAUGAUAUCAUUGACCUGAUUAUUGCAGGGGAAAGUUUGGAUGGAAAUGCAUUUCUGAAGGAUCAGGGCAGCAUGGCUUCCUCUCACAAGGCGGAGUCCGAUUUACCGCUGGGGAAAGAUCUCUGCAGUGACAUUGAAGGCAUAAGUCAGCUCGAUGGCACCGGGGACGUUUCUUCCAAGGAACAAAUGCCACAUCCCAAAGAUAAAGAAGAGAACGAGUUCAUUGGCUUUAUUGAUUCAGAGGAUCUGAGAGUUCUGGAUGAUGAGGAAGACUAUGAUGAAGAAUGUGACAGCUCUUCAAACAUAGAGUCCAGCGGCAGUGAUGGGGACAAUGAAGACCUCCAGAUAGACAUAGUUGAGGAGGACCCCUUGAACUCUGGUGAUGAUGUCAGUGAGCAGGACAUUGCAGACUUGUUUGACACCGACAAUGUGAUCGUUUGUCAGUAUGAAAAGAUACAUCGAACUAAGAACAAAUGGAAGUUCUACUUAAAAGAUGGAGUGAUGUCCAUUGAGGGUAAAGACCAUGUUUUUGCAAAAGCCACUGGAGAUGCAGAGUGGUGAAACUUCAGUAUGUUCUUGAAGGCUGUGACAUUAUUUCCUUAUAAGCCUUGUGUGAAACAACUGGACUUUCUAUUGUUGUGCCAUAAAAAAACAACAAAUCAAAAGAAAAAAAAAACCACCAAAAAACCCCCCAAAAAACCAAAACAAAAAAACCCAAAAAACCCCUCACCAAACCAAAACAAACAAACAAAACCCCCAAAAAAACCAAAACUGAAAAAACCAAACCCCAAACCAACAAAUCUGUGAUGAAAAAAUAUGCAAAAUCCAUGUUGUUAAUUUGUGGUGUUAAUCUGUUUAAUUUGCAAACUAAACCACUGUACUGUUAGCUACUCAGCUGUCUUUGUUGUUCUUUUCUGAUUAUUUAAUUUUUUCCAAUGAGGAAGCAUCAUUGGAAUGAAUAGCUUUAAAGUUUGAAGUUUUAUAUCUGUUUGUAAUUCAAGAAGGUAAGGAAAUACUUAGUAAUUUGUAAAGAACUACUUAUUAAUUAUAAUCAAAUAAGUUUUAGUUCUGUUAUUUUUUCCCCAGUUCUUAAAAGCUGAGGUAUGAGUUGAAAUAUAAAAUUACACUGUUGUGUUCUCUUUUCAAAGACUUUUGAGUUGAAAAAAAAGGCAAUAUCUAUGCAAGUCUGUAACCUGUGGCUGUUUCAGCUGCAUAUUUCUCUUGAUUUUUUUUAGUUGCUUUGUGUUUUUUGGACUUAGUUUAAAGACAUGCACUCUAGAUGCAAUAAGGGAAAGAUCCCGGAGCUCUCAAUAUAUGAGAAUUAUUAUUGUUUGUUCUAUACUAGCUAUGUCUACUGAGAUGCAAUGAGGAGUGUGAUGCAGCAUUAAAAUGUGAUUUAUUUUCACUGUCAAUGCAAAGUCAUUUAAGUUUGCUACUGUACAUCUCCACUUUGUUCUAGGACUACAGACCAGUAAGCUGUGAAUGAUACAAAUUGUGCAUAAUAAUAAAAGUGUCAUCUCA
Molecule: messenger RNA, 2430 nt
Organism: Zonotrichia leucophrys gambelii
Lineage: Eukaryota; Metazoa; Chordata; Aves; Passeriformes; Passerellidae
Gene: GTF2A1L
Product: general transcription factor IIA subunit 1 like
Exons: 9
Coding region: 7-1470 (487 amino acids)
Biological process (GO): transcription initiation at RNA polymerase II promoter; transcription by RNA polymerase II
Cellular component (GO): transcription factor TFIIA complex
Source: RefSeq, a predicted model, not a curated record